UGUGUCAAUAAGUUUUGGUUGUUUCUUUGGGGAGGUGUGUGUUGGAAUCGGAGUGAACGACGAGGGGUAUAAAAGCAUGGAAGAGGAUCUGAUUUCUAAAUUUUGCACAGGGAACAGCGAAAUAGACGUUAGAAUCAAAGAAUGGCUUAAUUGGGACAAGAACCCAAAAACCUUGGAAGAAGUAAAGUCUCUAAUUAGGGAUGAGAACCAUGCAAAGCUUGCAAAGAUAUUUGAGAAAAGAAUGGAGUUUGGAACAGCUGGACUGCGUUCAACUCUUGGAGCAGGAUUUGCAUGCAUGAAUGACCUCACCAUCAUUCAGACAUCCCAAGGUCUUUGUAAAUACUUGUUGAAGGAAUUUGAUGAUAUCAGCUCUAGAGGAAUAGUCAUUGGACAUGAUGCAAGGCACGGUAGCCACAGGUUUGCUCGCUUGUGUUCUGCAGUUUUCCUGAGUCAAGAUAUCAAAGUUUAUCUCUUUUCUGAUAUCGUUCCUACUCCAUUUGUGCCAUAUGCAGUAACAAAGUACUCGUGCGUAGCUGGUGUCAUGGUUACUGCAUCCCAUAAUCCCAAAGAAGACAACGGCUAUAAGGUUUAUUAUUCAAAUGGUGCCCAGAUAAUAUCUCCUCACGAUAAAGGAAUAUCGAAUUGUAUAAUGGAGAAUCUCGAGCCCUGGGAAGAAUCAUGGGAUGAGGGUCUCCAUCAGACAAGUCCUCUGUGUAUUGAUCCACUAUAUCAAGUUCUAGAAUCUUACAUGAAGGAGAUCCAAGAACAUUGCCAUUUCAGGGAAAUGAACUCGAAAACUCCAUUGAGAAUCACGUACACUGCUAUGCAUGGAGUGGGACAACGUUUUGCUGAAAAUGCCUUCAGAGCAUUCUCUUUGAAGCCGUUCGUGACUGUUGGAGAACAGGCAGAUCCAGAUCCUGAUUUUCCGACAGUCAAAUUUCCAAACCCAGAGGAAGGCAAAAGUGCACUAGACUUGGCCAUCAAAAGAGCUGAGGAGUGCAAUAGUCCUUUGAUAAUUGCAAAUGAUCCGGAUGCAGACCGACUUGCUAUAGCUGAGAAGUUGCCUUCAGGAGCUUGGAAGAUUUUUACUGGAAAUGAAAUCGGAUGUCUAUUGGGCUGGUGGGCAGUUUUCAACCACAAGAGACUUAUGCCCGAUGCCUACCCAGGUGAUUCUGUCUACAUGGUUCACAGUACCGUUUCGUCAAAGAUAUUACAGGCCAUAGGUGCUGUCGAAGGCUUUAAAGUGGAGGAAACCCUAACUGGUUUUAAAUGGAUGGCAAACAAAGCAAUUGACUUGAUGAGCCAAGGGAAGCGCGUCUUAUUUGCCUUUGAAGAGGCUAUAGGUUUUAUGUACGGCACUCAAGUUCUAGAUAAAGAUGGUGUAUGUGCUGCAGCAGUCAUGGCUGAGAUGGCUUCCUAUAUUUAUAAUGAAAAAUCAACAGUAACUUCACAUUUAAGAACUUUGUUUCAAAAAUAUGGCAUACACAUUAGCAACAACUCAUACUUCAUAUGUCACUCAAAGCCAACAAUCGAUAGUAUUUUUAAAAGAAUCAAAACAAUGGAAAAUGGCUCUUAUCCUAGCCAAAUCGGUGGUGUUAAGAUUUCAAGCAUCAGGGAUCUCUCUGGUGAUGGUUACGACUCCACAAAACCGGACAAAAAACCGGUUUUGCCUACAAGUAGAUCGAGCGAGAUGAUAACUUUUGUGUUUGAGAAUGGCGUCACAGCAACAAUUCGAACAAGUGGAACAGAACCAAAAAUCAAAUACUACACGGAAAUAUGUUCAAAACCAGACGAAAAACCGGAAGAAGAUGCGGUGAAGAAGUCUUUGGAAGAUUUGGUAAAAUGUAUAAUAGAUGAGCUACUAGAGCCAAAGAAGAAUGGAUUGUUGGACCGUGUGAUGUAAAACUGGCAAGCUUUUGUCAAUUUAAUGAUUGGAUCGUGAAAAUGUAUUCAUUUUUAGCCACAAUCACUCAUUUACGUCAAAAUUAGUUUAGAUAACUUCUUAGGUACUUAUUCGUCUGCGGAGUUUUGAAAGAAACCGUCAAUUACCUAUUUGUUUCAUUUAUCGACAUUUCUGGGUUUUCCCAAUGGCUCUGUGUUCAGAAUAAUUCUAGCGAUCAUUGACAAUUGUUAGUACUAUUUUGUUGCUUUUAGAGGAGACUGGAAACACUAGGACAAGGAAAUGUUCAGUUUGCACGUGCUGGCUUUUUAUUUUUGCUUAAGAACUUUCGUUGUGGAUCUGGACGAAAAUCUAAGUAUCUAGCUGCAAUAUUCAACCCUUCCAAGAAAAGGGAUUUUUAAUUACUUCUAUGGGGAAAUGACUAAAGCAAAUUUGGGGAUCCUUUAUAUUUUAAGAGAGAAAUUGAAUUUGUGUGCGAAACAUGCGAAUUUUUCACAGUUAUUUGUUUGCUCAGGGAGCUCCUCGAACCCAUCAAUGCCAUUUUAAAUAUUUUGACUGAUAUCUUUCGCUCUUUUAACAAAACCGAGUUAGAAGAAUUUACACAAAUUUAUCACCCAUCCAUAUAUUUAACAGGUAUUGGUAGUUAUAAAUAACAUAAACCUAUGCUUUUUAUUGAUUAUGAAACGCUUACAUAAAGAUAUUCUGGUUUACUGUAUUAGUAUUGUGUGCAUGAUUGAUAUAAAACCUUCGACAAAAA
Molecule: messenger RNA, 2657 nt
Organism: Rhopilema esculentum
Lineage: Eukaryota; Metazoa; Cnidaria; Scyphozoa; Rhizostomeae; Rhizostomatidae
Source: RefSeq, a predicted model, not a curated record